Molecule: messenger RNA, 17617 nt
Organism: Urocitellus parryii (Arctic ground squirrel)
Lineage: Eukaryota; Metazoa; Chordata; Mammalia; Rodentia; Sciuridae
Gene: Hmcn1
Product: hemicentin 1
Biological process (GO): homophilic cell-cell adhesion
Cellular component (GO): plasma membrane
Molecular function (GO): calcium ion binding
Source: RefSeq, a predicted model, not a curated record
AUGAUUUCCCGGGAAGUUGUCCACACAGUUUUCCUGCUUGCUCUUCUGUAUUCUUCCCUAGCUCAGGAUGCCAGCCCCCAGUCGGAGGUCAGGGAGGAGGAAAUUCCCGAGGGGGCUUCCACCUUGGCUUUUGUAUUUGAUGUGACUGGUUCCAUGUAUGAUGACUUAGUUCAGGUCAUUGAAGGGGCUUCCAAAAUUUUGGAGACGUCUUUGAAAAGACCUAAGAGACCUCUCUUCAACUUUGCUUUGGUGCCUUUCCAUGAUCCAGAAAUUGGCCCAGUGACAAUUACCACAGAUCCCAAGAAAUUUCAAUAUGAGCUCAGAGAACUCUAUGUUCAGGGUGGUGGUGAUUGUCCAGAGAUGAGUAUUGGAGCCAUAAAAAUUGCCUUGGAAAUUUCUCUUCCUGGCUCCUUCAUCUAUGUUUUCACUGAUGCGCGGUCCAAAGAUUACCGGCUCACCCAUGAGGUGCUACAGCUUAUCCAACAGAAGCAGUCCCAGGUGGUGUUUGUGCUCACUGGAGAUUGUGAUGACAGGAGCCAUAUUGGAUAUAAAGUGUAUGAAGAAAUCGCCUCUACAAGUUCUGGUCAAGUGUUCCAUCUGGACAAAAAACAAGUUAAUGAGGUGUUGAAAUGGGUAGAAGAAGCAGUGCAGGCCUCCAAAGUGCACCUCUUAUCCACAGAUCAUUUGGAACAGUCUGUAAAUACUUGGAAAAUUCCCUUUGAUCCCAGCCUCAAAGAGGUCACUGUGUCUCUGAGUGGUCCUUCUCCCAUGAUUGAGAUUCGCAAUCCUUUAGGGAAGCUGAUCAAAAAGGGAUUUGGCCUGAAUGAGCUAUUAAAUAUCCAUAACUCUGCCAAAGUGGUGAAUGUGAAGGAGCCAGAGGCUGGGAUGUGGACAGUGAAGACCUCUAGCAGUGGAAGACACUCUGUUCGAAUCACUGGGCUCAGUACUAUUGAUUUCCGAGCUGGCUUUUCUCGAAAGCCCACCCUGGACUUCAAGAAAACAGUCAGCAGACCUGUGCAAGGGAUUCCUACCUAUGUGCUGCUGAAUACCUCGGGCAUUUCAAGUCCAGCUAGAGUAGAUCAUCUGGAACUUCUGAGUAUCUCAGGAGGGUCCCUGAAGGUUAUUCCUGUGAAAUAUUACCCAGAUCGAAAACCUUAUGGCAUAUGGAAUAUUUCUGACUUCAUACCACCAAAUGAAGCUUUCUUUCUCAAAGUAACGGGCUAUGAUAAGGACAAUUAUCUCUUCCAGAGAGUGUCCAGUGUUUCCUUUUCUAGUAUUGUCCCAGAUGCUCCUAAAGUUACAAUGCCCAAGAAAACCCCAGGAUACUACCUGCAGCCGGGCCAAAUUCCCUGCUCUGUUGAAAGUUUUCUGCCUUUUACCUUGAGCUUUGUCAGAAAUGGAAUUACGCUCGGAGUAGACCAGUAUUUAAAAGAAUCUGCCAGUGUCAACUGGGAUAUUGAAAAGGUCACUCUGUCUGACGAAGGCUCCUAUGAGUGCAUUGCUGUCAGCAGUGCAGGGACAGGACGGGCACAAACAUAUUUUGAUGUAUCAGAGCCCCCUCCAGUCAUCCAAGUGCCUAAYAAUGUUACAGUCACUCCUGGAGAGAGAGCAAUUUUGACCUGCCUUGUCAUCAGUGCGGUGGAUUACAAUCUAACCUGGCAGAGAAACGACAGAGAUGUCAGACUGGCAGAGCCCACAAGAAUGAGGACCUUGGCCAACCUCUCACUGGAGCUAAGGAGUGUGAAAGUCAGCGAUGAGGGAGAGUACCACUGUGUGGUGUCCAACGAAGGUGGAGCGGCAGCAGCCUCCGUAUUCCUGAGAGUGCAAGAGCCUCCCAGAGUUACUGUGAUGCCCAAGAACCAGUCUUUCACAGGAGGGUCUGAGGUCUCCAUCAUGUGUUCUGCAACAGGUUAUCCAAAACCAAASAUCGCCUGGACCGUUAACGAUAUGUUUAUUGUGGGUUCACACAGAUAUAGGAUGACCUCAGAAGGUACCUUAUUUAUUAAAAAUGCAGUUUCUAAAGAUGCAGGGAUUUAUGGUUGCCUGGCAAGUAAUUCAGCGGGAACAGAUAAACAAACUUCCACUCUCAGAUACAUUGAAGCCCCAAAGUUGAUUGUAGUUCAGAGUGAGCUCUUGGUUGCCCUUGGGGAUACAACAGUUAUGGAAUGCAAAACCUCCGGUGUGCCUCCACCUCAAGUUAAGUGGUUCAAAGGAGAUCUUGAGUUGAGGCCCUCAACAUUCCUCAUGAUUGAUCCUCUCUUGGGACUUUUGAAGAUUCAAGAAACACAAGAUCUGGAUGCUGGUGAUUAUACAUGUGUAGCCAUCAAUGAUGCUGGAAGAGCAACUGGCAAAAUAACCCUGGAUGUUGGCUCACCUCCAGUUUUCAUACAAGAACCUGGCGAUGUGUCUACGGAAAUUGGCUCAAAUGUGACAUUACCCUGUUAUGUUCAGGGUUAUCCCGAACCAAGGAUCAAAUGGCGAAGACUGGACAACAUGCCAAUUUUUUCAAGACCUUUUUCCGUUAGCUCCAUCAGCCAACUAAGAACAGGAGCUCUCUUUAUCUUAAACUUAUGGGCAAGUGAUAAAGGAACCUAUAUUUGUGAGGCUGAAAACCAGUUUGGAAAGAUCCAGUCGCGGGCAACGAUAACAGUGACAGGGCUUGUUGCUCCUCUUAUCGGAAUCAGCCCCUCUGUGGCCAAUGUUAUUGAAGGACAGCAGCUUACUUUGCCUUGUACUCUGCUGGCCGGAAAUCCCAUUCCAGAGCGUCGGUGGAUUAAGAAUUCGGCCAUGCUGGUCCAAAAUCCUUACAUCAGUGUGCGCAGCGAUGGGAGCCUCCAUAUUGAAAGAGUCCGACUUCAAGACGGAGGCGAAUAUACUUGUGUGGCCAGUAACAUUGCCGGAGCCAAUAAUAAGACCACCUCUGUGGUUGUGCAUGUUCUGCCAACCAUUCAGCAUGGGCAGCAGAUCCUCAGUACAAUCGAAGGCAUUCCUGUAACCUUACCAUGCAAAGCAAGUGGAAUUCCCAAACCCACUAUCGUCUGGUCCAAGAAAGGAGAGCUGAUUUCAGCCGGCAGCGCUAAGUUUUCUGCAGGGGCUGAUGGAAGUCUGUAUGUGGUGUCACCGAGUGGCGAGGAGAGCGGAGAGUACAUCUGCACGGCCACCAAUGCAGCUGGUUAUGCCAAGAGGAAGGUGCAGCUGACUGUCUAUGUAAGGCCCAGAGUGUUUGGAGACCAACGAGGACUGUCCCAGGAUAAGCCUGUUGAGAUCUCAGUCCUUGCAGGGGAGGAGGUGACUCUUCCAUGCGAGGUGAAGAGUUUGCCCCCACCCACAAUUACCUGGGCCAAGGAGGCCCAGCUCAUCUCACCAUUCUCCCCAAGACACACGUUCCUCCCUUCUGGUUCUAUGAAGAUCACUGAGACACGCAUUUCUGAUAGUGGCAUGUAUCUUUGUGUUGCAACAAAUAUUGCUGGAAAUGUGACGCAGGCUGUUAAACUAAGUGUCCAUGUUUCUCCAAAGAUACAGAAUGGCCCUAAACACAUGAAGGUCCAAGUUGGUCAAAGGGUGGAUAUUCCAUGUAAUGCUCAAGGGUCACCUCUUCCUGUGAUCACCUGGUUUAAAGGURGUAGUACCAUGCUGGCUGAUGGUGUGCGGCACAUUAACAAUCCCGAUGGAAUGUUAAGCAUCAACCAAGCUGUACCCUCAGACGCUGGCACAUAUACAUGUGUUGCUACCAACAUUGCAGGCAGUGAUGAAGCAGAGAUAAUCCUACAUGUCCAAGAACCACCGACAAUGGAAGAUCUAGAGCCUCCCUUUAACAUUCCAUUCCAAGAAAGACUGGCCAGUCAACGCAUUGCAUUCCCGUGUCCUGCAAAAGGGACUCCUAAACCGACCAUCAAAUGGUUACGUAAUGGUAGAGAGCUGACUGGCAAAGAGCCUGGUGUUUCCAUCUUGGAGGAUGGCACAUUGUUGGUUAUCGCUUCAGUUACACCAUAUGACAAUGGAGAAUACAUCUGUGUGGCAGUCAAUGAAGCCGGAACCACAGAAAGAAAAUACACCCUCAAAGUUCAUGUUCCUCCAUUAAUUAAAGACAGAGAACACUUAAUAAACGUGUCAGUGUUGGUAAACCAGCUGACCAGUCUCCUUUGUGAAGUGGAAGGUACUCCAUCACCCAUCAUUACGUGGUAUAAAGAUGAUGUCCAGGUGAUGGAAAGCAGCACUGUUCAGAUCGUGAACAAUGGGAAGAUGCUAAAGCUCUUCAAAGCCACUGCAGAAGAUGCAGGACAAUAUUCCUGCAAAGCGAUUAAUAUUGCAGGCACUUCUCAGAAGUACUUCAAUAUUGAUGUACUAGUUCCACCCACCAUAAUAGAUGCCAGUUCCCCAAAUGAAGUCUCAGUUGUCCUCAACCACAACACCACCAUUGAAUGCCAGGUCAGAGGCACUCCCUUUCCUGUUAUCCACUGGUUCAAAGAUGGCAAGCCAUUGUUUUUGGGAGAUCCCAAUGUUGAACUUUUAGACAGAGGACAAAUUUUACGGGUGAAGAAUGCACGAAGAAGUGACAAGGGACGCUACCAGUGUGUUGUGUCUAAUGCAGCUGGCAAGCAAGCCAAGGAUAUAAAGCUGAAUAUCUAUAUUCCACCUACUAUCAAAGGAGGGAAUGUUACCACAGAAGUAUCAGCAUUGGUCAACAGCAUAAUUAAAUUGGAGUGUGAACCACGGGGACUUCCACUGCCCACUGUUACUUGGUACAAGGAUGGACAGCUAGUCAUGUCCAGCUCCCAAGCACUUUAUAUCGACAAAGGACAAUUUCUUCAUAUUCCUCGAGCACAAGUCUCUGAUUCAUCAAUAUAUACAUGCCGUGCAACUAAUGUUGCUGGAACUGCUGAGAAAUCAUUCCGUGUAGAUGUCUAUGUUCCUCCAGUGAUUGAAGGUGACUCAGCCACACCAUUGACGAAGCAAGUUGUUAUUGCUCAUUCAUUGACAUUGGAGUGUAAAGCUGCCGGCAACCCUGCUCCAGUUCUCACUUGGUUAAAAGACGGUGUGCCUGUGAAAGCCAGUGACAACGUCCRCAUAGAAGCUGGUGGGAAGAAACUCGAAAUCACAAGUGCCCUAGAAGUUGAUCGGGGACAGUAUGUAUGUGUGGCUACCAGUGUGGCAGGAGAAAAGGAAAUCAAAUACGAAGUUGACGUCUUAGUGCCACCAGCUGUAGAAGGUGGAGAUGAAACGUCUUACUUCAUUGUGAUGGUUAAUAACUUGUUGGAACUGGAUUGUCAAGUGACAGGCUCUCCCCCACCAACUAUCAUGUGGCUGAAGGAUGGUCAGCUAAUUGAUGAAAGGGAUGGAUUCAAGAUUUUACUAAAUGGACGCAAACUGAUCAUUGCUCAGGCUCAAGUGUCGGACACCGGCCUCUAUCAGUGUGUGGCGACAAACACUGCUGGAAACCACAGGAAGGAAUUUGAAGUCACUGUUCAUGUUCCUCCAACAAUCAAGUCCUCAGGCCCUCCUGAGAGAGCCGUGGUGAAAAGCAAACCUGUCACCUUGCAGUGCAUAGCCAAUGGCAUCCCACAUCCAUCCAUUACUUGGUUAAAAGAUGACCAGCCUGUGAACACUGCCCAAGGAAAUCUCAAAAUACAGUCUUCUGGCCGAGUUCUGCAGAUUGCCAAAGCCCUGUUGGAAGAUGCUGGCAGAUACACAUGUGUGGCUACCAAUGCAGCUGGAGAAACACAACAGCACACUCAAUUGCAUGUGCAUGAACCACCCAGCCUGGAAGAUGCAGGGAAGAUGCUCAAUGAGACAGUGGUGGUGGACAACCCCAUACAGCUGGAGUGUGAGGCUUCUGGGAAUCCCUCGCCUGUUAUUACCUGGUACAAAGAUAACCACCUACUCUCAGGCUCUCCCAGUAUCACUUUCUUGAAUAGAGGGCAAAUCAUCAAUAUUGMAAGUGCCCAGAUCUCAGAUGCUGGCAUAUAUAAAUGUGUGGCCAUCAACUCUGCUGGAGCUACAGAAUUAUUUUACAGUCUACAAGUUCAUGUUCCCCCAUCAAUUUCUGGUAGUAAUAAUAUGGUGGCGGUGGUGGUUAACAAUCUGGUGAGGCUGGAAUGUGAAUCCAGAGGGAUACCUGCCCCAAGUCUGACCUGGUUGAAAGAUGGGAGCCCUGUCUCCAGUUUUGCUGAUGGAAUCCAGGUUCUCUCUGGGGGUCGAAUCUUAGCAUUGACCAGMGCACAAAUAAGUGAUACAGGGAGAUACACCUGUGUGGCAGUGAAUGCUGCUGGGGAGAAGCAAAGAGACAUUGACCUCAGAGUACAUGUUCCACCCAAUAUUAUGGGAGAAGAACAGAAUGUCUCUGUCCUCAUUAGCCAAGCCUUAGAGUUGUUUUGUCAAAGUGAUGCUGUCCCCCCACCGACUCUGACAUGGUUAAAAGAUGGCCGCCCUUUGCUGAAGAAACCAGGCCUCGGUAUCUCUGAAAAUGGGAGUGUGUUAAAGAUUGAAGAUGCUCAGGUUCAAGACACGGGUCGUUACACUUGCGAAGCAACAAAUGUCGCUGGAAAAACUGAGAAAAACUAUAAUGUCAAUAUUUGGGUACCACCAAAUAUCUAUGGUUCUGAUGAACUUUCCCAACUUACAGUCAUUGAAGGGAAUCUCAUUAGUCUGUUGUGUGAAUCGAGUGGAAUUCCACCCCCAAAUCUCAUUUGGAAGAAGAAAGGCUCUCUAGUGCUGGCUGACUCUGUGGGGCGAGUGAGAAUCUUAUCUGGAGGCAGACAGUUACAGAUCUCAAUUGCUGAAAAGUCUGAUGCAGGGCUCUAUACGUGUGUGGCUUCCAAUGUUGCUGGAACCACAAAGAAAGAAUACAGUCUGCAAGUUUACAUUCGACCAACCAUAACUGACAGUGGUAGCCACCCUACCGAAGUGAUCGUGACUCGAGGGAAGAGUGUUUCCCUAGAGUGUGAGGUGCAGGGUGUUCCUCAGCCAACCGUGGCCUGGAUGAAGGAUGGCCGCCCCUUGGCCAAGGGAAGGGGAGUAGAAAUAKUGCAAGGAGGUCGCAUCCUUCAGCUGAAGAAUGCUCAUGUAUCUGACACGGGCCGUUACGUGUGUGUUGGUGUGAAUAUAGCAGGAAUGACUGACAGAAAAUAUGACUUGAGUGUUCAUGUUCCUCCAAGCAUCAUAGGAAACCACGGGACACCUGAAAAUGUCAGUGUGGUCGAAAAGAACUCCGUGUCCCUGAUGUGUGAGGCUUCAGGAAUUCCGCUGCCUUCAAUAACGUGGCUUAAAGACGGGUGGCCCGUCAGCCUCGGCAGUUCCGUGAGGAUUCUCUCAGGAGGCAGGAUGCUACGGCUGAUGCAGACCAGACUAGAAGAUGCUGGCCAGUAUACUUGUGUUGUAAGGAAUGCAGCUGGUGAAGAAAGAAAAAUCUUUGUACUUCAAAUAUUAGAACCACCUCAUAUUGUAGGUGAAAAUACAUUGGAAGAUGUGAAAGUCAAAGAGAAGCAGAGUGUCACACUGACUUGUGAAGUGACAGGAAAUCCAGUGCCAGAGGUCACAUGGCACAAAGACGGACAGCUUCUCCAAGAGGAUGAGGCCCAUCACAUUAUGUCUGGUGGCCGUUUUCUGCAAAUUACUAAUGCCCAGGUGUCACACACUGGAAGAUACACAUGUUUGGCUUCCAAUACAGCUGGUGAUAAGAGCAAAACUUUUAGUCUUAAUGUGUUUGUAUCUCCUACAAUUGCUGGUGUAGAUAGCAACGGCAGCCCUGAAGACGUCAUUGUCAUCCUCAACAGCCCCACGUCCCUGGUCUGUGAAGCAUAUUCAUAUCCUCCAGCUACCAUCACCUGGUUUAAGGACAGAGCUCCUUUAGAAUCCAGCCGAAAUAUUCGUAUUCUUCCAGGAGGUAGAACUCUGCAGAUCCUCAAUGCACAGGAGGAAAAUGCUGGAAGAUACUCUUGCGUGGCCACUAAUGAGGCCGGGGAAAUGAUAAAGCACUAUGAAGUGAAGGUCUACAUUCCUCCCAUAAUCAAUAAAGGGGACCUUUUGGGACCAGGUCUUUCCCCUAAGGAAGUAAAGAUCAAAGUAAACAACACCCUGACCUUGGAAUGCGAAGCAUAUGCAAUCCCCUCCGCCUCCCUCAGCUGGUACAAGGACGGACAGCCGCUGAAAUCAGACGAUCAUAUUAAUAUUGCUACAAAUGGACACACGCUUCAAAUAAAAGAAGCUCAAAUAUCAGACACUGGAAGAUACACUUGCGUAGCAUCUAACCUAGCAGGUGAAGACGAGUUGGAUUUUGAUGUGAAUAUUCAAGUUCCUCCAAGUUUUCAGAAACUCUGGGAAAUUGGAAACAUGCUAGAUACCGGCAGGAAUGGUGAAGCCAAAGAUGUGAUCAUCAAUAAUCCCAUUUCCCUCUACUGUGAGACAAAUGCUGCUCCUCCUCCUACACUGACCUGGUACAAAGAUGGCCGUCCUCUGACCUCAGGUGACAGAGUAUUGAUUUUACCAGGAGGGCGAGUGUUGCAGAUUCCCCGGGCUAAAGUUGAAGAUGCUGGGAGAUACACAUGCGUGGCUAUGAAUGAAGCUGGAGAAGAUUCGCUGCAGUAUGACGUCCGUGUACUCUUGCCACCAGUUAUCAAGGGAGCAAAUCGUGAUCUCCCUGAAGAGGUCACUGUGCUGGUGAACAAGAGUGCCCUGUUGGAGUGUUCAUCCAGCGGCAGCCCAGCACCCAGGAAUUCCUGGCAAAAAGAUGGACAGCCCUUGCUAGAAGAUGAUCAUCAUAAAUUUCUAUCUAAUGGCAGAAUUCUACAGAUUCUAAAUACUCAAAUAACAGACAUCGGCAGGUAUGUGUGUGUGGCUGGGAACACCGCUGGAAGUGCCAAAAAAUAUUUUAACCUCAAUGUUCAUGUUCCUCCGRGUGUCAUUGGCCCCAACCCUGAAAAUCUCACCGUGGUGGUGAACAAUUUCAUUGCUCUGACCUGUGAGGUCUCUGGCUUUCCACCUCCUGAUCUAAGUUGGCUCAAAAAUGAACAGCCUAUCAAGCCAAACACAAAUGCUCUCAUUGUCCCUGGGGGUCGAACUCUACAGAUUAUUCGGGCCAAGGUAUCUGAUGGUGGAGAAUACACUUGUAUAGCUAUCAGUCAAGCUGGUGAAAGCAAGAAAAAGGUUUCCCUGACUGUUUAUGUUCCCCCAAGCAUUAAGGAUCACGGCAGCGAGUCUGUCUCCAUAGUUAAUGUAAGAGAAGGAACUUCAGUGUCCUUGGAGUGCGAGUCAAAUGCUGUCCCACCUCCAGUCAUCACCUGGUAUAAGAGCGGGCGGAUGAUAACAGAGUCCACUCACAUUCAAAUUUUAACUGAUGGACAAAUGCUGCACAUCAAGAAGGCUGAGGUUUCUGACACAGGCCAGUAUGUAUGUAAAGCUAUAAAUGUAGCAGGACGGGAUGAUAAAAAUUUCCACCUCAAUGUAUAUGUGCCACCCAGUAUAGAAGGGCCUGAAAAAGAAGUGAUCGUGGAAACGAUCAGCAAUCCGGUGACCUUGACAUGUGAUGCCACUGGGAUUCCACCUCCCACCAUAGUAUGGUUAAAGAACCACAAGCCCAUAGAAACUUCUGACUCACUGGAAGUUCACAUUUUAUCUGGAGGUAGCAAACUCCAAAUUGCUCGAUCUCAGCGUUCAGACAGUGGAAACUACACAUGCAUUGCAUCAAAUGUAGAGGGGAAGGCACAGAAGAAUUACAUUCUUUUGAUUCAAGUUCCUCCAAGUAUUGCUGGUGCUGAAAUUCCAAGUGAAGUCAGUGUCCUUCUUGGGGAAAAUAUCGAGCUGGUCUGCAAUGCAAAUGGUGUUCCCACCCCAUUUAUCCAGUGGCUUAGAGAUGGAAAGACCAUAAUUAACAGUGAAACAGAAAGAACCCGGGUGACUGCAAAUGGCAGCACAUUAAACAUUUAUGGAGCUCUCACAUCCGACAUGGGGAAAUACACUUGUGUGGCUACUAAUCCUGCUGGAGAAGAAGACCGGAUAUUUAACUUGAAUGUCUAUGUUCCACCUAAAAUUAGAGGUAAUAAAGAAGAAGCAGAGAAACUGAUGGCUUUGGUGGAUACUUCAAUAAAUAUUGAAUGCAGAGCCACAGGGACACCCCCGCCUCAAAUAAACUGGCUCAAGAAUGGACUUCCUCUGCCUCUCUCCUCCCAUAUUCGGUUGUUGUCUGCAGGGCACGUUAUCAGGAUUGUGAGAGCUCAGGUGUCUGAUGUCGCCAUGUACACUUGUGUGGCCUCCAACAGAGCUGGGGUGGACAACAAGCACUACAGCCUCCAAGUGUUCGUACCACCAAAUAUGGACAACGCCAUGGGGACAGAGGAAAUCACCAUUGUCAAAGGCAGUUCUACCUCUAUGACAUGCUUUACAGACGGGACCCCAAGCCCCAGUGUGUCCUGGCUCAGAGAUGGCCGGCCUCUGGGGCUUGAUGCCCAUCUAAGCAUCAGCACUCAAGGAAUGGUCCUCCAGCUUAUCGAGGCAGAGACUGGAGAUUCAGGAACCUACACCUGCAUUGCCUCCAAUGAUGCUGGAGAAGUCAGAAAGCACUUCAACCUGAAGGUCCUAGAGCCACCUCACAUUAAUGGAUCUGGAAAACCUGAGGAGAUAUCAAUAAUUGUUAAUAAUCCACUUGAACUUGCCUGCAAUGCUUCUGGAAUUCCUGCCCCUAAAAUUACCUGGAUGAAAGAUGGCCGGCCCCUUCUACAGACAGACCAGAUGCAAACUCUUGGAGGGGGAACAGUUCUUCAGAUCUCUAGUGCUCAGGUGGAAGAUACUGGAAGAUACACGUGUUUAGCAUCAAGUCCUGCAGGAGAUGAUGAUAAAGAAUAUUUAGUGAGAGUUCAUGUACCCCCUAAUAUUGCUGGAACUGAUGAGCCGCAGGAUUUCACUGUGUUACGGAACAGACAAGUGACACUGGAAUGCAAAUCAGAUGCAGUACCCCCACCUGUGAUUAUGUGGCUCAAAAACAGAGAGAAGUUACAGGCAACACCUCGAGUGCGAAUCCUAUCUGGAGGGAGAUACUUGCAAAUUAACAAUGCAGACCUAGGUGACACUGCCAAUUAUACCUGUGUGGCCAGCAACAUUGCAGGAAAGACCACAAGAGAAUUUAUUCUCACUGUGAAUGUCCCUCCAAACAUCAAGGGUGGCUCCCAGAAUCUCGUCAUUCUCUUAAAUAAGUCAACUGUUCUGGAAUGCUCCGCUGAAGGUGUGCCAACCCCGAGGAUAACAUGGAGAAAGGAUGGAGCUGUUCUAGCUGGGAAUCAUGCAAGAUACUCCAUAUUGGAAAAUGGCUUCCUUCACAUUCAAUCAGCACAUGUCACCGACACGGGGCGAUAUUUGUGUAUGGCUACCAAUGCUGCUGGAACAGACCGUAGGCGCAUAGAUUUACAGGUCCAUGUUCCUCCAUCCAUUGCUCCGGGUCCUACCAACAUAACUGUAACAGUAAAUGUCCAAGUUACUCUGGCUUGUGAGGCGACCGGAAUACCAAAACCAUCAAUCAAUUGGAGGAAAAAUGGGCAUCUUCUUAAUGUGGACCAAAAUCAGAAUUCAUACAGGCUGCUCUCUUCGGGUUCACUAGUAAUCAUUUCCCCUUCUGUGGAUGACACUGCAACCUACGAGUGUACAGUGACAAACGAUGCCGGGGCAGACCAGAGGACCGUGGACCUCACUGUCCAAGUUCCACCUUCCAUAGCUGAUGAGCCUACAGAAUUCCUGGUAACCAGACAGGCCCCAGCAGUAAUAACCUGCACAGCUUCGGGAGUUCCACUUCCCUCAAUUCACUGGACCAAAAAUGGUAUUAGACUGCUUCCCAGGGGAGAUGGCUAUCGAAUUCUGUCCUCAGGAGCAAUUGAAAUAUUUUCCACCCAAUUAAAUCAUGCGGGAAGAUACACUUGUGUUGCUAGGAAUGCAGCUGGUUCUGCACACCGACAUGUGACCCUUCAUGUCCAAGAGCCUCCAAUCAUUCAGCCCCAGCCAAGUGAACUAGAUGUCAUUCUAAACAACCCCAUUUUGCUACCAUGUGAAGCAACAGGGACACCUACUCCUUUCAUUACUUGGCAGAAGGAAGGCAUCAAUGUGAUCACAGCAGGCAAAAGCCAUGCAGUUCUUCCUAGUGGCAGCUUGCAGAUCUCCAGAGCUGUUCGUGAGGAUGCUGGCACUUACAUGUGUGUGGCCCAGAACCCAGCCGGCACGGCCUUGGGGAAAAUCAAGUUAAAUGUCCAAGUUCCUCCAGUCAUUAACACUCAGCCAAAGGAAUAUGUCAUUGCUGUGGACAAGCCCAUCACGCUGCUGUGUGAGGCUGAUGGCUUCCCACCACCCGACAUCACGUGGCAUAAAGAUGGGCACGCAAUUGUGGAAUCCAUCCGCCAGCGCAUGCUCAGCUUUGGAGCUCUGCAAAUAGCAUUUGCUCAGCCCGGUGACACUGGUCAAUAUAUGUGCAUGGCAGCGAAUGUAGCAGGAUCCAGCAGCAUGAGCACCAAGCUCACCGUCCAUGUACCACCCAGGAUCCGAAGUACAGAAGUGCACUACACAGUCAAUGAGAAUUCACAAGCCAUUCUUCCAUGUGUGGCUGAUGGAAUCCCCACACCAGCAAUUAACUGGAAAAAAGACAAUGUUCUUUUAGGUAACUUGUUAGGAAAAUACACGGCUGAACCAUAUGGAGAACUCAUUUUGGAAAAUGCUGUGCCGGAAGAUUCUGGCAUCUAUACCUGUGUUGCUAACAAUGCUGCCGGUGAAGAUAUGCACACUGUCAGCCUGACCGUACAUGUUCUUCCCACUUUUACGGAACUUCCUGGAGAUGUGUCAUUAAAUAAAGGGGAACGGCUCCAACUAAGCUGUAAAGCAACUGGUAUUCCAUUACCCAAACUAACAUGGACCUUCAAUACCAAUAUUAUUCCAGCCCACACUGACAGAGGCGAUGGACACAGUGAACUUGUUAUUGAAAAGGUGUCAAAAGAGGAUUCGGGCACUUACGUGUGCACCGCAGAGAACAGCGUGGGUUUUGUGAAGGCGAUCGGAUUUGUUUAUGUGAAAGAACCUCCAGUCUUCAAAGGUGACUACCCUUCUAACUGGAUUGAACCUCUUGGCGGGAAUGCGAUCCUGAAUUGUGAGGUGAAGGGAGACCCUGCCCCAACCAUCCAGUGGAGUAGAAAGGGGGUGGAUAUUGCAGGUAGCCACCGAAUCCAACAGCUAGGCAACGGCUCCCUGGCCAUCUACGGCACUGUGAAUGAAGAUGCUGGUGACUAUACAUGUGUAGCUACCAAUGAAGCUGGGGUGGUAGAGCGCAGCAUGAGUCUGACUCUGCAAAGUCCUCCUGUUAUUACUCUUGAACCAGUGGAAACGAUUAUUAAUGCCGGUGGCAAAGUCACAUUGGAUUGUCAGGCAACUGGAGAACCUCAUCCAACUGUUACAUGGUCCAGACAAGGGCACACCAUCCCCUGGGAUGACCGAAUUCGUGUGUUGCCCAACAACUCAUUACAUAUUGCAGCCGCUCAGAAAGAAGAUACUUCUGAAUAUGAAUGUGUCGCUCGUAACUUAAUGGGUUCUGUGCUUGUCAGAGUGCCUAUCAUAGUCCAGGUUCAUGGUGGAUUUUCCCCAUGGUCUGCCUGGAGAUCCUGCAGUGUCACCUGUGGAAAAGGCAUCCAGAAGAGGAGUCGACUCUGCAACAACCCCCUUCCAGCCAAUGGUGGGAAGUCGUGCCAAGGGUCAGAUUCAGAAAUGCGAAAUUGUCAAAAUAGGCCAUGUCCAGUGGAUGGUCACUGGUCAGAAUGGAGUCUCUGGGAAGAAUGCACAAAGAACUGUGGACGAGGCAACCGAACGAGGACCAGAACUUGCAAUAACCCAUCAGCUCAGCACGGUGGGCGUCCAUGUGAGGGGAAUGCUGUGGAAACAAUUAUGUGCAACAUUAAGCCUUGCCCAGUUCAUGGAGUGUGGAGUGCUUGGCAGCCUUGGAGUGCAUGCAGCGAAAGCUGUGGAAAAGGUACCCAGACAAGAAUGAGGCUUUGUAAUGACCCACCACCAUCGUUUGGUGGAUCCUACUGCAAUGGAGCAGAAACACAGAUGCAAGUUUGCAAUGAAAGACACUGUCCAAUCGAUGGCAAGUGGACAAGUUGGUCCAGCUGGAGUGCCUGUACCGUGUCCUGUGGAGGAGGUGCCAGACAGAGAACAAGGGACUGCUCUGACCCUGUCCCCCAGUACGGAGGAAGCAAAUGUGAAGGGAGUGAUAUCCAGAGUGAUUUUUGCAAUAGUGACCCUUGUCCAACCCAUGGUAACUGGAGUCCUUGGAGUGGCUGGGGAACGUGCAGCCGGACGUGURACGGAGGGCAGACGCGGAGGUUCCGCACCUGCGAUAACCCGCGUCCCUCCAAUGGAGGAAGAGCGUGUGUGGGGCCAGACACACAGAUCCAGAGAUGCAGCACGGACAUGUGUCCUGUGGAUGGAAAUUGGGGAAACUGGCAGAGCUGGAGCCACUGUUCUGCCUCCUGUGGAGGAGGUGAAAAGACUCGGAACCGGCUGUGUGACAGUCCAAUGCCAUCUAAGGGUGGCCGUUCCUGUCCAGGAGAUGCUACUCAGGUGUCCAGAUGCAAUACACAAGCAUGUCCAGGUGGGCCCCAGCGCGCCAGAGGAAGUGUUAUUGGAAAUAUUAAUGAUGUUGAAUUUGGAAUUGCUUUCCUUAAUGCCACAAUAACUGACAGCCCCAAAUCUAAUACUAGAAUAAUACAAGCCACAAUUAGCAAUGUGCCCCGUAGUCUUGGUCCAGCAAUGAGAAAGAUAGUUUCUAUUCUAAAUCCCAUUUAUUGGACAACAGCAAAGGAAAUAGGAGAAGCAGUCAAUGGCUUUACCCUCACCAACGCAGUCUUCAAAAGAGAAACCCAAGUGGAAUUUGCAACUGGAGAAAUCUUGCGGAUGACUCAUAUUGCCCGGGGCUUGGAUUCCGAUGGUGCUUUGCUUCUGGACAUCGUGGUGAGUGGCUAUGUCCUGCAACUUCAGUCACCUGCAGAAGUCAACGUGAAGGAUUACACAGAGGAUUACAUUCAGACAGGCCCUGGACAGCUCUAUGCCUACUCAACACGGCUCUUCACCCUCGAUGGCAUCAGUGUCCCCUAUAUGUGGAACCACACCGUUUUCUACGAUCAAGCACAGGGAAGAAUGCCUUUCUUGGUAGAAACCCUUCAUGCAUCCUCUGUGGAAUCUGACUAUAAUCACUUAGAAGAGACAUUGGGUUUCAAGAUUCAGGCUUCAAUUUCCAAAGGAGAUCGCAGUAACCAGUGCCCGUCUGGAUUUGCCUUAGACUCAGUUGGACCUUUUUGUGCUGACGAAGAUGAGUGUACAGCAGGGAACCCCUGCUCCCAUACCUGCCACAAUGCCAUGGGAACCUACUACUGCUCUUGCCCCAAAGGCCUCACCAUCGCGGCGGAUGGAAGAACGUGUCAAGAUAUCGAUGAGUGCGCCCUGGGUGGACACGCCUGCCAAGCUGGUCAGGACUGCGACAACACCAUUGGAUCCUAUCGCUGUGUGGUACACUGUGGAACUGGCUUUCGAAGAACCACAGAUGGGCUGAGUUGUCAAGAUAUUAAUGAAUGUCAAGAAUCCAGUCCCUGUCACCAGCGCUGUUACAAUGUCAUAGGAAGUUUCCACUGUGGAUGUGACUCUGGGUAUCAGCUCAAAGGCAGAAAAUGCUUGGAUGUGAACGAGUGCAGACAGAAUGUAUGCAGACCAGAUCAGCAUUGUAAGAACACUCGAGGGAGCUACAAAUGCAUUGACCUUUGUCCAAAUGGAAUGACCAAGGCAGAAAAUGGAACCUGCAUUGACAUUGAUGAAUGUAAAGAUGGGACCCAUCAAUGCAGAUAUAACCAAAUAUGUGAGAAUACGAGAGGCAGCUACCGAUGUGUGUGUCCAAGAGGCUAUCGCUUGCAAGGAGUUGGAAGACCUUGUAUGGACAUUAACGAAUGUGAGCAGGUGCCUAAACCUUGUGCACAUCAGUGCUCCAACACCCCCGGCAGCUUCAAGUGUUCCUGUCCCCCAGGACAACAUUUAUUAGGGGACGGGAAAUCUUGCGCUGGAUUGGAGAGGCUGCCACACUAUGGCAGUCAGUACAGUAGCUCUAGCCUCGCACGGUUCUCCCCARUGAGAAACAACUAUCAACCUCAACAGCAUUACAGACAGUACUCCCAUCUCUACAGCUCCUACUCAGAGUAUAGAAACAGCAGGACAUCUCUCUCCAGGACUAGAAGGACUAUUAGGAAACCUUGCCCUGAAGGCUCUGAGGCAAGCCAUGACACAUGUGUAGAUAUUGAUGAAUGUCAGAACAGAGACACCUGCCAGCAUGUGUGUAAAAAUACCAUUGGAAGCUAUCAGUGUAUCUGCCCACCUGGUUACCAGCUCAUGCUCAAUGGAAAGACAUGCCAAGAUGUGGAUGAGUGUCUGGAACAGAAUGUGCAGUGUGGGCCCAAUCGCAUGUGCUUCAACAUGAGGGGAAGCUACCAGUGCAUCGACACGCCCUGCCCACCCAACUACCAGCGGCAUCCUAUUUCUGGGUUCUGCCUCAAGAACUGUCCACCCAAUGAUUUGGAAUGUGCCUUGAGCCCCUAUGCCUUGGAGUAUAAACUUGUCUCCCUCCCAUUUGGAAUAGCUGCCAAUCAAGAUUUAAUCCGGCUGGUUGCAUACACGCAGGAUGGAGUGAUGCAUCCCAGGACAACUUUCCUCAUGGUGGAUGAGGAACAGACAGCUCCCUUUGCCUUAAGGGAUGAAAACCUGAAGGGGGUGGUGUAUACCACCCGGCCACUUCRAGAGCCAGAGACCUACCGCAUGAGGGUUCGGGCUUUAUCCUACAGUGCCAAUGGGACCAUUGAAUAUCAGACCACAUUCAUCGUUUAUAUAGCCGUCUCUGCCUAUCCAUACUAAGCAGCUCUCCAGAACCUCCUCACAGUUAAACCACAUUUUAUUCCUUACAGUCAACUUCGCCUCAACAGUUGCAAACUUGGCAACGGUGCUCUCCUGUUUCGUGUGCCUUCCUUGAUACUGCUGAGGUAUUUUGAUGCUCCCACCCUGGUCAUAUAUUUUAGUAAGGUCUAGAGGAGUCCCUUAUUAUUUUCUUUAUUACACUGGAGCAGUUACUUCCCAAAGAUGAUUCUGAAUAUUUAACAGGACAUAGCAGUGAUGUUUAUAAAACAAAAUGAAACAAAAACAAUUCAAAGUUAAGUCAAUUUUUGAGCAUUUGACUAUUUUCAGAAUAAACUAGUUGCUCUGUGUUUUGAUAAAAUCUUAUGAAAUAAUGAAAAUUUUUUUUUCAAGUACUGAUACUUUAUAAAAGGACAACUAUUUUCAUUUAAGGCAGGAGAGGGGAAUACCACAUUUUGCAAAUAUAGUACCACUACCAGAGAGUUUAACUCCAAAUGGUGCUUACCUUGACAGAACAUCCAAAAUAAAGAUAUCAUUUUUAUUGAUUUGUUAAAUCAUCUGAACAACUUAUGGUAAUAGAAAAAUUUACUUUGUCCCCAGCUGAUUGUCAAUGCCACGGAUCUUUGCUCUAACAUUUUGAUCCAGUUAGCUACCGUAACUUUUACAAUUUUUUUUUAACUUUUCUGUCAAGGAAAACAAUUUUUUAAAAUGC